This is a messenger RNA of Exophiala dermatitidis NIH/UT8656, 1884 nucleotides long. RefSeq names its product autocrine motility factor receptor, variant. The transcript has 4 exons. The coding region runs from base 448 to 1110 and encodes 220 amino acids. Gene Ontology annotation, molecular function: mRNA binding. The record is from RefSeq and is a predicted model, not a curated record. Gene Ontology annotation, cellular component: mRNA cleavage factor complex. NCBI's taxonomy places the organism in Eukaryota, Fungi, Ascomycota, Eurotiomycetes, Chaetothyriales, Herpotrichiellaceae.
UUUGUACUGCACUUCCAUGUGCAACCCAAUGGUACCUACCUACACUCUAUCGUCAAACAGAGCAACACCUCAGUCCAUCGCAUACAUCUAUCCCGUUCCAGCAUCCACGCUGUACCUGGUGGGGAGGAUAGUCGCAAUCUCAUCCUAGAGCGCAGACCGGACCCUCGUGAGCAUUGUACAAUCCUCGUGUUUGUGGCUAGGUACCAGGUAGUACUACCAGUGUGUACUGUAUACACAGCGCCAUGUCGACUCUAACAACCACCACACUCAAAUCAUCCUACCCGUACUCCGAUCCUCCCACCCCCAUUCACCGCCAACCAACCGCCCACGAUCCGUCUAUACCCACUGUCCAACUACACCUUUGGCACAAAAGAGACGCAACCGGAAGAAGACCCCUCGGUGGCCGCGCGCCUCAAGAGACUCGAGGAACAUUAUGAAAAGUACGGCAUGAGACGGACGUGCGAGGGCAUUUUGGUGUGUCAUGAACACAAUCAUCCGCAUGUGCUCAUGUUGCAGAUUGCGAAUGCGUUUUUUAAAUUACCAGGCGAUUAUCUCCCCCACGACGCGGACGAGAUUGAAGGCUUCAAAAUGCGAUUGAAUGAACGGUUGGCGCCGACGAAUCCGAAGGAAGGGGACACAGAGUGGGAGAUUGGGGAUUGUCUUGCGCAAUGGUGGCGUCCAAACCACGAAACGUUUCUCUACCCUUUCCUCCCAGCUCACGUUUCGCGGCCUAAAGAAUUGAAAAAAUUGUAUUUGAUCCACCUCCCGCCGAACAAGGUGCUCAGUGUGCCCAAGAACAUGAAAUUGUUGGCGGUGCCGCUGUUUGAACUUUACGACAAUACGGCCCGGUAUGGACCGCAGUUGAGUGCUAUCCCUCAUUAUCUGUCGAGGUAUAGGUUCGAGUUUGUGGAUGAGGAGGGAAAUGUGAGUAGUGUUACGCCGGGUGGGGGGCCGACGUUGCCGGGUCCUCAUGGGCUUUUGAAUCUGACUGGGGUUCAAACGAUGCAAGGUGAUGCUGCUGCUGUUGCUACACCACAGGCAGAAAAGGAACAGCAGCAGCAGCAAAGGCAGGAGGGUAGCGAUGAUGUCAGAUUGGAGAAUGGGCAUUGACUGGCCUGGAGAAAUCAAAGUUGAGUAAUUGUGAGGGCUUGAAAGACAGGAGAUGGUACGACGUUCAUACUGUACGGCCAAAGUGGUCCCGACAAGGAGAACUUCUAUCCUCGUUCACCGCGCGUCAUGCCACCCCCUGAGGACGGGAUUGACGUGCUGUGGUAGCAAGGGGUGGUGGAUCGAAUGUCUUGUCGAUAGCUGUCCAUCCUCGGCCGUUCGAACUCACCCGUUAAUAUUGGAUUGGAAAGGAAAGGCUGACGACGCUGCCGUUGUUGGAAGGAAAGAUGGAUGCCAACAUCAGGUCUCACACCAUGCACGGUAUGGGCAUGAGGGUGAGGAGUUGUCAAUUUUCAGGCUGAUCAUGCGCCCGACAGGCUGAAAAGAUAAACGCUUUAAAAAGUUGACGGAAUCGGCACUGAAUGAAGCAAAUCGAAACAAUACACAUCGAAUAAUACGCAUGGAGGGCCGGUUGUGGAGGCUCGCAGACAUCCAGAACAGAGGUCAGAGGCAAAUCAGAGGUCAGAGGCAAAUCAUCUGCCUAUAGACGUUGUUAUGUUAAGGUUAGAUUGAACCGAAUCCUUCCUUGGGCGUUUGACAUUAUAUCCAGGCCUGCGGUGACCGGACACAUGGGCAUGCAACGAGGCUGAAUCUCAGCAUGAUGAGUACCACUCACACUACCUCAUGCAUUGUAGGACUUGGCCUAACUUGGGCCCGGCCUGAGCGUCUCGCCCAGAUAGACUGGACUUGUGAAUAAAGUUUCCAUUUUCCGGGGUA